This is a messenger RNA of Aspergillus caelatus, 573 nucleotides long. Its product is annotated as SUI1 family translation initiation factor. The record is from RefSeq and is a predicted model, not a curated record. Gene Ontology annotation, biological process: translational initiation. Gene Ontology annotation, cellular component: eukaryotic 43S preinitiation complex. Bases 1 to 573 code for a protein of 190 amino acids. Lineage: Eukaryota; Fungi; Ascomycota; Eurotiomycetes; Eurotiales; Aspergillaceae. The transcript is spliced from 9 exons. Gene Ontology annotation, molecular function: ribosomal small subunit binding; RNA binding; translation initiation factor activity.
AUGGCAUCGAAAAAGGACAUGCGGAGGUUAGACCUCGCCAUCCCCUAUGUCGACCCGCCCGCCAACAAGGAUGAUGCCGAUAUGUCUGGCGCAAUGACCAGCACCUUGCCCAUGGCCGCGAUGUUCACUCGUAACAGGGUCUCAUUCGUCUUUUCGCUUCAAAAUUGGCUCGGCGAAACACCCGAGCAGAAAAGGACGGCGUCUACUCCCGCGUAUAUGUCCGUUUUCAUGUCCUUGAUGGCGUUGGUUGUUGUACACCCCUUCGCCGAAGCUGACGAAGACACCGGCGAGACCAAGCAGUCUCAAAAUUAUAUCCAUAUACGGAUUCAGCAGCGCAAUGGUCGAAAAACCUUGACUACUGUUCAGGGUCUUCCUAAGAAGUUUGAUCAGAAGAAGAUCUUAAAGGUGAUCAAGAAGAAGUUCGCCUGCAAUGGCACCAUCGUCGCCGAUAGUGAGAUGGGCGAGGUGAUUCAGCUGCAAGGUGAUCAGCGUAAAGAUGUUCAGGAGUUCUUGACCGACAAGAAGGAGGGUCUCGAGCUGGAUGCCAAGACCAUCAAGGUCCACGGUUUCUAA